This is a messenger RNA of Rhincodon typus (whale shark), 2073 nucleotides long. RefSeq names its product syndecan 2 (gene sdc2). The record is from RefSeq and is a predicted model, not a curated record. NCBI's taxonomy places the organism in Eukaryota, Metazoa, Chordata, Chondrichthyes, Orectolobiformes, Rhincodontidae. The transcript is spliced from 6 exons. Gene Ontology annotation, cellular component: membrane; cell surface. Gene Ontology annotation, biological process: cell migration. The coding region runs from base 373 to 1026 and encodes 217 amino acids.
UGUCAAGCAAAACCAAGCGGGCCCCCUUUCAGACGAGCUGCGCACGCGUCUGCUCCACUCAAUGAGUGAUUUCUUUUCCCCCACUUCAAUCGAGCUGCCGAGGCUCAUAGGAGGUUGCUGCAGGAGCUUUAGGGAGGGAGAAUUUGAGGAGAAGCGUGCGAGGAUAAAGUCUGCGGACGAACAUUCAGCCCAAGCAGUAGGAGGAAAAGAAGGAGGAGGUUUCUUUGCCGGGAGAGUUUGUGGAGCCGCGAGGCUGCAGGCUCGGCCGGGAGAAGCCGGGCUUCGCCGAUAGAACGCGGCGUGAUCCCCGGGACAUUCGAGAGGCUCGGCGCGAGCGCCCGGUGCUGUGAGCCAUCACCCAGCGGCAGGAGGAUGGAGAUCGCCUGGCUCCUGACCCUCACACUCUGCACUCUGGCAAACGGAGAGCUGAGGCAGUCCGUCUCAGCGACAAAAAUGCCAUGGCCUGAGGAAAUCUAUCUCGAACAGUCUUUUGACAGUAAGGAGCCUGUUGAAUCUGGAAAUUGGCCAGUUGAUGACGAUGAUUAUGAUAAUUCUGGAUCUGGCUCCGGGCAUUUUGAAACUGAGGUACAACUGGUCACCUAUAAUCGUGAACGUAUGAACCCAGACAUCAAACCAACUGGUGGUACACCAAGAUCAGCAACUGUGGGAGUAGAACCAACUACACGGGAAAAAUUAGGCAAGAAGCCUUUCCAAACAGAGACAACUGUAGACACCCCAGUUAAAGAGGAGCCAAAGGUAAUAGAUGACUUUGUUAUUGAAAAGCCAACAAUCAAUACUGAUAAUGACGUGUCUGCAGAAAAACACUCGGAAAGCCUUUUCCAGAGAACAGAAGUGCUUGCAGCUGUUAUUGCUGGAGGAGUCAUUGGCUUUUUGUUUGCCAUUUUCCUUAUCUUAUUGUUGGUGUACCGCAUGAGGAAGAAGGAUGAAGGCAGCUAUGACCUUGGUGAACGAAAACCAUCCACUGCAGCCUAUCAAAAGGCACCAACCAAGGAGUUUUAUGCAUAAACCUUCAAAGUAUCUCUAUUUCUGAGAUCACUGAACUAUAUUAAUUAAAGCUUUUUGCAUAGAGAUAAUGAAGACCUUUUCUUAAUGAAAAAAACAUCCAGGCUCUCUUAUAACAAACCCUAUUAUAUUUAAAACAUUUUCCUGUAUUUUUUUUUAAACUCAAACAUGCCAUUUGAUCUAGUCUUAAUGCUUAAGAUUGUGUCAGUGAACAUGGCUUACUUUCCGUUGUUUACCAAAUUUGAGGAAGGAAAACGUAUUAACUACAGCUAUAGACAGAAUUAAAGUAUGAGACAUACUUGUUCUGUUUUCUUAAAUUUUCUAUCAGAGUUCUAUAAUUUAGUCAUAAUGCAUAUAAAAUUGAUCUUGCAAGUAAUUGUUCAUUAAUUUAUCUUUCGGAUAUGUUAAAAUGCUUUUCUAUAGUUUUCAUGGUGCAAUUUGUCUUCAAAUAAUUCAGAUAAUACGUGUAAAUGUAAUUUCAGCUUUGGGAGCUAUGUAAACAUGAUCUGUACUUUGUAUAGAAUGGUAGUGUCACAAUGUUUAUUUUACACUGUGCUUGAUUUCUUUAAGCAUCUUGAAUGAUUGAAAACCUGAAAAUGGAGGACAAAGUUUAUUUUUGGCUACAUUCUGUAAAGUUGUGCCCAUAUGUAUUCACAGAUCUCCUGUAUAUAAGAUCUGAUAUAAAAUAAUGAUAAUCCUGAGCAGACCCAAAGACUAGUGACUUAAGUAGAUUUAUACAGCCACAGAUGUACGUUAAUUUUAUCUUUUUUUGUAUUAAUUUCUUUUUUAAUUGGGUAGGAAAUGAAGAUUUGGACCAGACCUCUUAAAAUCAACAGGUACAGGUUUUUCAUAAGCCUAUGAAGUGCCUACAAUUCCCUAGUUCCUUUACUGCUGUCUUGCAGAUUUUUUGAGGUUGAUAUCAACAAAUGUAUGGUAUUUUGUAAGCUCAGUUAAUUUAAGUGCUACGGUUUUUACAGUUUAACAGACACGUUUUAAUUUGGAAGAUGGGGAACAUAAACUACUGAAUAAAUUAUGUGGCCCACUAAUGAA